UUCUUCACUUCAAACACAAACUAUUUUGUUCAUCUUCAACUUAAAACAUAAUGUCUACCAAAGCUGGUCAAGUCAUUCGUUGCAAGGCUGCUGUGGCAUGGGAGGCUGGGAAGCCACUGGUUAUUGAAGAAGUGGAUGUGGCACCGCCACAGAAAAAUGAAGUUCGAUUGAAGAUCCUCUUCACCUCUUUAUGCCACACUGAUGUUUACUUCUGGGAAGCCAAGGGACAAACACCAGUGUUUCCUCGCAUUUUUGGUCAUGAAGCUGGAGGAAUUGUGGAGAGUGUAGGGGAAGGAGUUACUGAUCUGCAACCAGGAGACCAUGUCCUUCCUGUGUUCACUGGAGAGUGCGGGGAGUGUCAUCACUGUCACUCAGAGGAAAGCAACAUGUGUGACCUCCUUAGAAUCAAUACUGACAGGGGUGUUAUGAUUAAUGAUGGUCAGUCAAGGUUUUCUAUCAAUGGGAAGCCCAUAUACCAUUUUGUAGGGACUUCCACAUUCAGUGAAUACACUGUUGUCCAUGUUGGUUGUGUCGCCAAGAUCAACCCUGCUGCUCCUCUUGACAAAGUUUGCAUACUUAGUUGUGGAAUAUCCACAGGUCUUGGUGCUACUUUGAAUGUUGCAAAACCCAAAAAGGGCCAAUCUGUUGCUGUUUUUGGACUGGGUGCUGUUGGUCUUGCCGCUGUUGAAGGGGCAAGGAUAGCCGGAGCUUCAAGGAUCAUUGGUGUUGAUUUGAACCCCAGCAGAUUCACGGAAGCUAAGAAGUUUGGUUGUACUGAGUUUGUGAAUCCAAAAGAUUAUGACAAACCUGUUCAACAGGUUAUUGCUGACAUGACUGGUGGCGGGGUUGAUAGGAGUCUUGAAUGUACUGGAAGCAUCCAGGCCAUGAUCUCGGCAUUUGAAUGCGUCCAUGAUGGUUGGGGUGUUGCUGUGCUUGUUGGUGUCCCAAACAAAGAUGAUGAAUUCAAAACUCAUCCAAUGAAUCUGCUUAACGAGAGGACUCUAAAGGGUACCUUCUUCGGCAACUACAAACCUCGCACUGAUCUUCCUAGAGUCGUGGAACAAUACAUGAACAAGGAGUUGGAUUUGCAACUUGAGAAAUUUAUCACUCACUCCAUACCUUUCUCAGAGAUUAAUAAGGCAUUUGACUACAUGCUCAAAGGAGAUAGCCUGAGGUGCAUCAUUCGCAUGGAGGAUUAAAUUUCUAUUGAGUAAUAUCUAUCUGGAGGUCUAAGUUUUCUAUCUCUGACAACUAUCAGAGUAUGAGUGUACUUACAGAAUUUUCUAAGCUAUUGCAAAGAUAAUUAUG
Molecule: messenger RNA, 1308 nt
Organism: Pistacia vera
Lineage: Eukaryota; Viridiplantae; Streptophyta; Magnoliopsida; Sapindales; Anacardiaceae
Product: alcohol dehydrogenase 1-like
Exons: 10
Coding region: 51-1199 (382 amino acids)
Biological process (GO): formaldehyde catabolic process
Cellular component (GO): cytosol
Molecular function (GO): zinc ion binding; S-(hydroxymethyl)glutathione dehydrogenase [NAD(P)+] activity
Source: RefSeq, a predicted model, not a curated record